AGGCGAUUCAGAAGUAGCAAAAAUGAUCAUCGAAUUAUGGUACUCAAUUCCACUAAGUGAGUCGACUUACAAGUAUCUUACGAAAACGCUUCAAGAGCUUAUCAACAUCCACAGCUCAGACGAUCUGAAGUCAGGAACGUCUGGAUUGAUUAACAUCGAAGAAAAGCACCUAAAGGAGUUGCAAGGCGUUUGGGAAAGGUGGCUUAAUUUGAACGUGCAAGGAACACAUUGGAUUCUAAGGCAACGAGUCGAUAUUUCGAGAAAAUCCGAAUCAAAAUACAGAUUUGAUCCGACGUAUAUCGAAAAUAUUCCAAAACAACAUGCAAGCACAGCAAAGAAGUGGUUAGAGGACGGUGACUUUCGUCGAACACAUAUGGAGCAGCCUGCAUUUGCCGAGAAUCCGACCUUGACUGGAUAUUCAGGAAUCUCAGUUGACGGCCCAUAUUCUUAUGCUGUUCCAUGGGACGGUCUUCCAUUCUUUGGAUGGGAUUACGUGCAGGUGAAGAAAUUCAAGAAUUGCAGUUGCAUUGUCACGAUGUUUGGUGAUUAUGUGGAGUACAUACUAAGAAGAUUCAAGAACACGUUGUCAAAACAGCAGAUCAGUUUUCAGGUUGCAUUGUGUGAUUGCACGGACAUUAAACAACAUUUAGAAAUGAACACAUUGUAUGAUCGAAUUUUAACAUCAAAUUUGAUGGAUUAUAUCAUUCUUCCAGUUAUACUGAAGCUGUGCUCCGAGAUGUUGAACCACAGCAACACUUGUGCAACGAUUAUUACAGAAACACUGACUUAAUUGGGCUGGGGACUUUGGCCAACCCAUUAACUCGUCACCAUACGAAUUGACGAAUAUUGCUGAAGCAGAUGUACAGCGAUACCCAGACUUCCAGAACGACCAUCCGAAGCCUAGUUUCCUGGAAUAUGUUGAGGACUCUUGGGAUUUCUACAAUUACCUUAGAGCACUAUUUUACGCAUAUCUGAUGAAAAAAAGAACGGUAGCAGAAGACUCCAGACAACUUAAAGUUCCUAUUAGAAAGGAAUUGGGGAAAAAAUUCAAGUUGCGUCUCCGUGAUUGCUUACGAAACGAAAACAAAAUUGUUUUCUUUAGGAUGGCAGCCAAUAGGCGAACUGUGAGCUCUGUUGAGGGUGAUGAGCGCUUCUUAGAGUGGAUACCGUUGCAUGAGGAAUAAAUUGCUAACGUUGAUAAUUAAAGAGUACUUAUUAGCUCCGACUUCAAUAAUUACUGUACUAGAAACUUCAUUUAUAUAAAUGACACAAAACCAAAACUUUAAUUCAAUGAUUUACUAAAAAGAAACUAGAAGAGAAGAAAGCAAGAUAAUGGUGACACUCACAGUACAUUGUAAUUUAUGAUUUAGAUCCUUAUUUUAGAACAAUAAUGAGUAUCUUAUGUUUAUAAAACAACAUUAAAAGAGUUUGAAUUUUUUCACUAAGGUUACAGAACAUUUUUAAAGAGAAAGCAUUUAAUGAAACAAAUAUUGAAAGUCGUCGAGGCAUUUUCGAAUUAAAUUAGUUAAAAGCCACAGCAGCUGCAGUUAGGUAUAGCUGUGGUGAUAAAAUUGAAACACUUUAGAUGUUUAAAUAAGUAAGAAACUGUUUGUCUUUUAGCAAGUAAUUAAAUUACUAAUAGUAAGUAGUGUUGACUCUCAUAAUUAGUUUUAAUUACAAAAUCGA
Paramuricea clavata is the source of this 1686-nucleotide messenger RNA. Lineage: Eukaryota; Metazoa; Cnidaria; Anthozoa; Malacalcyonacea; Plexauridae. The record is from the annotation of a GenBank genome assembly.